GUUUCUUUAGGGGAACGUGGCCUUCCCCUCCUCCCCCCUCCCCUCCCCUGCAGCGCCGGCGGCGGAGCUGGAGCCGCAGCAGCAGCCGCAGGAUCCGCAACCUCAACCAUGGACCCGGCCCUCAGCGAACCCCUCAAUGGCAGCGGCCCCGCCGAGCCCCCCGCGACCCCCAGCCCAGCCAACGGCACGGCGCGGCCACCCUCCACCCCCGAGGGCAUCGCCCUGGCCUACGGCAGCCUCCUGCUCAUGGCGCUGCUACCCAUCUUCUUCGGGGCCUUGCGCUCUGUGCGCUGUGCCCGCAGCAAGAAUGCUUCAGAUAUGCCAGAGACCAUUACCAGUCGUGAUGCUGCUCGAUUUCCCAUCAUCGCUAGCUGCACACUCUUGGGCCUCUACCUCUUCUUUAAAAUCUUCUCUCAAGAGUACAUCAACCUCUUGCUCUCCAUGUAUUUCUUCGUGCUGGGGAUCUUGGCUCUGUCUCACACAAUCAGCCCUAUCAUGAACAAGUUCUUCCCAGCAAAUUUCCCCAACAAGCAGUAUCAGCUACUCUUUACACAAGGCUCCGGGGAGAAUAAGGAAGAAAUUGUCAAUUAUGAGUUUGACAGUAAGGAUCUCGUGUGCCUGACCCUGAGCAGUAUCAUCGGUGUUUGGUACCUGCUAAGGAAGCACUGGAUUGCCAACAACCUCUUUGGCCUGGCCUUCUCCCUCAACGGAGUGGAGCUCCUGCACCUCAAUAAUGUCAGCACAGGCUGCAUCCUGCUCGGAGGCCUCUUUGUCUAUGACAUCUUCUGGGUUUUUGGCACCAAUGUGAUGGUAACUGUGGCCAAGUCCUUUGAGGCACCAAUAAAAUUGGUUUUCCCCCAAGACCUGCUGGAAAAGGGAUUGGAGGCAGACAACUUUGCCAUGCUGGGACUGGGAGACAUCGUCAUUCCAGGCAUCUUCAUUGCUCUGCUUCUGCGUUUUGACAUCAGCCUGAAGAAGAACACGCACACCUACUUCUACACCAGCUUCGUGGCCUACAUCUUUGGCCUGGGUCUUACUAUCUUCAUUAUGCAUGUCUUCAAACAUGCCCAGCCGGCAUUGCUCUAUCUGGUCCCUGCCUGCAUUGGUUUCCCCCUGCUGGUGGCGCUGGCAAAGGGAGAAGUCACGGAGAUGUUCAGCUAUGAAUCUUCUGCUGAAAUCUUGCCACACACUCCGCGGCUUACCCACUUCCCCACUGUUUCGGGCUCACCCGCCAGCCUUGCGGAUUCCAUGCAACAGAAAGCGGCCUGCCCCCGCCGCCGCCGGCCACACAGCCCCAGCGCCCUCUACGAGGAGACAAACGAGAAGGAGAAGGAGUCAGCCAAUGAGUGCAAAGAAGGAGCGCCGCCAUCAUCAUCAUCAUCAUCCUCUGAGACGGAAAAGAAGGAGCAGUAAGGGUGGGCUUGGAGCCAGGUGGAGUGGAGGGGGGGGCUCCUGCCACUAGGGCAGGAGCUGGGGGAGAGACAAUGGCCCUGCAGAACCGGGCAGUGAUGCUCCGGCUUAGGCUGCCCUGCUGGAGCCAGGCCUCUCCUCUCCCUUCUCCUUCCCGAGCCCAGUCUUGGAUUUUUCUCUUUGUUUCUGGUUGUGUACUUCCUGCGUGCUCCCUCCCCAGCACUGGGCAAAGAAACCCCAACUACCUUUUGUGGGGAGGGUGACAGGGGUGGUGAGAGGGCCUGGUUUUUAAAUUUUUUGUAUUACCGUGAACUCCUCUCUCUCACAUUAAAAGUCUGUGUCAAGUGAAAGUGA
Antechinus flavipes (yellow-footed antechinus) is the source of this 1764-nucleotide messenger RNA. It is a transcript of the gene HM13, whose product is annotated as histocompatibility minor 13. The transcript has 13 exons. The coding region runs from base 109 to 1413 and encodes 434 amino acids. NCBI's taxonomy places the organism in Eukaryota, Metazoa, Chordata, Mammalia, Dasyuromorphia, Dasyuridae. The record is from RefSeq and is a predicted model, not a curated record. Gene Ontology annotation, biological process: membrane protein proteolysis. Gene Ontology annotation, molecular function: aspartic endopeptidase activity, intramembrane cleaving. Gene Ontology annotation, cellular component: lumenal side of endoplasmic reticulum membrane; cytoplasmic side of endoplasmic reticulum membrane; membrane.